CCUAAUAAACAUUAUAUGGUAUGCCUGCCAUUUGCUCACGUGAUUUCUAGCAAAUGCUAACAGAUGUAGGCGGAAAUCAAUACCGACCGUACAUUCGUCUGAUUUUGGGACAAGGGUGUAUCAGCUUCACUACUUUCUUCGUCGAGUUAACCAUGGAGGACUCGGAGAUCAGGUUUCAUGUCUCUGAAACAUUUGAUGAUCCUAACCCAUUAGUGCUAAAUGGCAGUUCGAUCACUUCUUUCUCUUCUUCGGGAAGCCGUGAGUCAGAUGUGCAAGAAUUAAUUAAACGUGAGGAAAAAAAUCUAGAACAAUUGAAGGUUGAAGAAGGCAGAGCGAACACAAAAAAGACAUGCCAGCUCAUGAACAAACUUGAUGCUGAGAAGGAGCUAGAGAUGUUACAGAAAAAAGUAGCAUCAUUAAGUGAAGAAAAGAAGCAAAAGGAGAGAGAAUUUCAGGAAGUGAAAGACUCAUACAUGAAAAAAAUAAACAAGCAGAAGCAAUGUAACAGUGAUACCAACAAGCGGAUUGCAGAGCUCAAGGAUACAAUUAGGAAGAAAAGGCAAAUAUGUGAAGAGCAAAAGAGAGAGUUUUUGAUAAAAGCAAAACUAAACCAGAAGAAUGUGAGAUAUAUACGUAAAGACAGAGAUAUCAGCUGUGACCACUCGGAUGAUGCUCUUUGUAGUAUCCAGUGCAGUUUUUUUAUUACUCCACUGCAUGCAUUCUCUGUAAAAGGAGGACAAGCAUUAAUCACAUUUGAAGAAGAAAGUGUUGCUGAAAAGAUUUUGAAAAUGCGUAAACAUGAAGUUUCAUUGGAUGAUGGAAGGAUGGCGGUGAAAGCCUUACCAGUUAAACUAGAUGUUGCAGCAAAAUUUGAGAUAAGUAUGGAUAUUUCUCGAAAGAAAGUCAAAGUCGAUGGAAUUCCUGAUCUGCCUGUAGGACAAGAGAAAGACAAGCUUGAGCUGAACUUUUACAAGCCUAGUAGAGGGGGUGGAGAAAUAGAGAAUAUUGAGUACGACAGAGAAACUGGAAGUGCCAUUAUUACUUUUGCAGAAGCUGGAAUUGCUGAACGGCUUAGUAGCCAGGAGGAAUACAAGCUAAACAUCAAUGGGGAAUGUCACUCAGUUCGUGUUUCAUCAUGUAAAGAAGUGCAGUUGGAAAAAUUUCAGACAUUCUCCGGGACAUCAAAAAAGACUGUUCUGCUGUCUGAAAUUAAAGACCUUGGUGAUUCAGAAGAUUUGCAGGAUAUGAUUGAGAUCCAUUUCCAAAAACCUAGUAAUUAUGGUGGCGAGGUUGAAGCCAUCAAGUUUGUUCCACAGGAGAAGAGUGCUACAGUUUAUUUUGAGGAAGAUGUUGAUGUUGCAUAACAUGCUGACGUCUCAAGUUCUUUGCUCAAGAUUCUGGACAAAGACAAAAAUAAUGGGGGGAGGGCAAAGGCCCAAAAUCAGGGACAAAUUUUAAAUAUUAUUGUAAUUCACUUAAAAAGUUAACAGGUUUUGUAUCAACAUGCAUUUCUUGAACAGUAAGUAUGACUUGCUAAUUAAUGUCUGUGAUUACUUACUGACUGUAAUGUUUAGUGAUUUAGCAGUAAAUCAGAAAUUACUAAGGAGUAUGGUAAAUAUAUGAGGCAGAAUCAGGGACAUUUAUUUCAAAGGCAUGCUGAGAGCUGUUUAAGAGAACAGUACAUCUUCAGAAUCUUCUUGUUCUCAUGUUUGUAGUGUUUUGGAUCAGUGUGACAUUUAACAUUUAAAACUUUCUUUCAUUCUUGUAAUCAGGUGUGUAGCCAGGAUUUUUAAAAUUAUACACCAGUUUGCAUAUUGUUCUCCUUUUCCCAUGUAAAUGAUAUAAAUACUAAAUGAUAUUUAGUUAUUUAGAGA
Messenger RNA from Protopterus annectens (West African lungfish), 1874 nucleotides. RefSeq names its product N-myc and STAT interactor (gene NMI). The coding region runs from base 54 to 1364 and encodes 436 amino acids. Gene Ontology annotation, cellular component: cytoplasm. The transcript is spliced from 10 exons. The record is from RefSeq and is a predicted model, not a curated record. NCBI's taxonomy places the organism in Eukaryota, Metazoa, Chordata, Ceratodontiformes, Protopteridae.